This is a messenger RNA of Paramormyrops kingsleyae, 7762 nucleotides long. Its product is annotated as matrix-remodeling-associated protein 5. The record is from RefSeq and is a predicted model, not a curated record. Gene Ontology annotation, molecular function: protein binding. NCBI's taxonomy places the organism in Eukaryota, Metazoa, Chordata, Actinopteri, Osteoglossiformes, Mormyridae.
UCCAAGGAGCCUAACUGCUUCUCCAGAUGUGCUUUGAUGGGACGCCUGGACUGCAGGCUGGACUCCACAAGCCGAGGUGAGCGCUCCGUCAGUCCACCCUCCGACCCAGAUUGGCGUGCUUGGGUCCAGAGCAGCACGGCCCCGACAUCCUGCAGACUGGAGCUGACCCUAUACCCACGCGGGACACUAACAAGUAGCAUCGCCCUCUGCUGCCUCCAGAAAGUGCCUUCGCUUCACCGUAAGCUACUAGUGGGGUGUGUCAUUCCAGGUGCGAUGAUGUCGUAAAUGUGACUGAGAAAUGAUGGCUCCCACAUGCGUUUCCAUUGGCUGGGCAGCCGUGGCACUACUCACCUCGCUAUUGGCCACCUCCCUCGCCCUGCACCCCUGUCCAAGGUCCUGCAACUGCCCCGGACCACGAGAGGUACACUGUACCUUCCGCCAUCUCCUGUCCAUCCCACCCAGCUUACCUGAGGACACAGAACGCAUCAAUUUGGGCUAUAACAGCAUCCAGCUGGUAGGUGCUUCUGACUUCACCAAGCUCCCACGCGUUGAGAUGCUCAUGCUCCACGGAAAUGACAUCGUGUCUGUAUCUUCUGGAGCCUUCUAUAAUCUGCGUUCACUACAGAUGCUGAAGCUGAGCUAUAAUAAGCUGAAGCGCCUAGACCCCGGCAUGUUCUGGGGGCUGUCGGGCCUGGUGCGGCUGCACCUGGACCACAACGCCAUCGAGACCAUCGAGCCACUCUCCUUCAGCGGCCUCACCUCCCUCAAGCUGCUGCAGCUGGAGGCCAACCGACUGCGGGAGCUGCACCCCCACACCUUCAUCACCGUUUCCUUCCUGGGCACCUUCUGGGGCUCCGGCCUGCGCCACCUGCAUCUGUCCGACAACCAGCUGGAGUUCCUGCUGCCCGAGACCCUGCAGCACCUGAACAAGCUGGAGGUCCUCUCCCUGCAUGGCAACCCCUGGGCGUGUGACUGCCAUCUGCACUGGCUCGUAGAGUGGCACAGCAGGAACGAGGGGGUGAUUAAGUGCAAAAAAGAACGCAGUUCCAGCCUGAGUGAGAGCUGUGCCAUUUGUCGCACCCCCCAGCACCUCAACGGCAGCCACAUCUUCCAGCUGUCUGCUAGUCAGCUGCCCUGCGAGAAGCCCAUGGUGCAGUCCCCGCUGAAGCUGCGGGACGUCGCCGCUUGGGAGGACUCUGAACCUGAUCUCCCCUACACCAAGGACCUGGAGCCACCCCUGGGGCAGCUCACCUUCGUGCUGUCCGACAGCCAUGAAAACCGGGCACACGUCAGCUGUGCAGUGAAACGGCCAAGCGAGGCCUCCACCGUGGCUUGGGAGAACCUGAAGAUGCCAGGGUGGGUGGCAGUCAACGUGACCCUGGCCAGCCAGCUGGAGUGCGAGAUCGACCGGGACGAGCUCCAGAAUCUCUGGAAGCUGGUCGCCUACUACUACGAGAGCCCGGCUAUUUUGGAAAGGGGUCUGAGGCAGGAAAACACUAGCAGGACCACGUUUCAGUAUUCCCAGAUGGCAAAUGAGGACUCGCCCUACUUCACUGAGCUCAAGGGCCAUCUAAUGGCGGAGCCGGCUUGGCUGCUGCAGCCGAGGGUCACUCUGCAGCUAAACAGACGCAGGACCACAACAAAAAAACUGGUCCUGAACUUCUCCACCUUCAUCUCAAAGCACAUCAGUGGCCAGGAAGACAAAGGGGCUGACAUGUACACCUGGGCCAUGGUACAACGGGGAACCCCUGGGAGACUGCAGGCUGUUCUGGAAGGUUCUGACGUCAAUCUGGAAUGUAAAGUCAUCAGUUCUGGAAGAAAGACUGUGCAGUGGAUGCUCCCUGAUCUGUCCAUUCUUAACACUUCCCAUGACAGACUGGAGGCCUCAGAGGAUGGAGUUUUAGUCAUAAAAAGUGCAAGUAUGUCUGACUCUGGUUUGUACCACUGCCUUGUGCAGACAUCCAGUGAUGUGGAUGUUGUCUCUUUCAGGCUGACAGUGCGGGAGCUCCUGCUUAGUCCUGAUUCGAUGAAUGGUCAGGCGAUGUCUGUGGAAAGUGAAGGAACCCUCACUCUCCCCUGCUCUGUUUCUUCAGUUCAGCCCAGCAAAAUCAGCUGGUUCCUGCCUGGAAAUCAGAUCUUGCACCCUUCACCACGACAUGACAGAGUUUAUGUAGCCACAAAUGGCACACUGGUCAUUAAAAGGGCAGCACAAGAGGAUGCUGGGGAAUAUAGCUGUUUGGCAUCUAAUCUUUAUGGGGCGGACAUGCUGUCUCAUCGUGUCACGAUCAUGGGAGAUAAAGACACAGAAUCACAGAGCGCAGAGCAGCUGACAGGAAGUGCCCCUGUCAAGAAUGUGAAAUUUCCUACGGAGGACUCUGAAGACGAAGGUUCGGGUUUCUGGACAACAGGACGCCUGAUUCCUACACCGGCGCCUCGCAGAACGAUUGGAAAGCCUCAUGGUUCCGGCCGGAGUUUCAGUCAAGUUAACAGGGGGGUGAACUUUAAGGAGGGAAAGAGGAAGUUAAACAAGUCUGUUAAGGAGCUUGACCCUAACCGUUGGGCUCAGAUAAUAGCUAAGGCUCAUGCUAAGGGCUCAACUAGCACACAAUCUACUUCUGUGGCAUCUGCAGCAGAGACAAUGACAGCUACAAGUAAAAUGAGUACUGCCACUACUCCCACUCCAACAACAACUACUUCAACCACGUUAACCCCGACUCUUUCCACUACUACUACUACCAUAGCUUCUGCUAUUACCACUGCAGGUCGGGAGAGCACAUCAGAUGAAUUCACUACCACAAUACCUACUUAUUUUGACAGAGAUUCAAACAUUCCUAAACCAACUUUGUUAAAUUCCAAUUCUGUUGACAUUACUUACAAUGGUAGUAGUCAUGUGACUCUUUCCAAUCAGCAACCGGUAGCACAGCCUGAACAAUCAAUGGACCAACGUCCAACAGUGGGUGGGGCAAAAUCAUCCUCCAAUUCCUUUACAGGAAACCGACGGAGACUUCCAUAUCGACGAAGGAGACCCCCCCAGCGAAAGAUUCAGCCAAUAAAUUUAAACCCCUCAAAGGGUAAAGUAGAGAGCAGUCAACAAGUCCCUUCAAACACAACCAGAAACAGUGACAGGACAGACAAAUAUAGAAAACACGAAAAUAAUGCAACGUUGCCAAGGGCAUCAAUAACCGUUGAUAGUUCAAAUGAACAGGUUAAUUUACCUUCAGAUCACCAGCUUCCUCCAAUAACAGAGGAAUCUGCUCAUAGUGAGCUACUAACCCCAACAGUAGGAAGUUUACAAAGGAUUCAUCAGUCUGUUACAGGUAACACUGCCAUCAGUACAACUGUAUCAGGAUAUAUGCCAUACAUUACUGCAGAACGAAACCAGAGGAAGGAGGCAGAAAGCACUAUGGUGUCAUCUGAAAAAGAUAAUAAUGAAUUUACAUGGAAAACAACCACGGAACCCAUGUCUAUUCGGUUUAACUCCCCUGUAAACAUCAAACCCCCAUCAAUGCAAGACAGAGUCUCUGCAUCUCCAGCCACAACACACAUAGUGCCAUUGAUGGAGCAAAAGGGUUUGUCCAAUAAAAGCAAUCCAGCCAUGGCAAAUAAGUGGAAAGACUCCCGUAACACAGGGAGUCCAUGGGAUAAGGAUUCCACAAUAUCUAAAUCUAAGACCCACCAUCCUCCAGCAGCUCCUGUCGAUCACCCCUGGUCCAGGCAGCAGCACGUUCACAAAAAGGUUAAUGUUCCAAAUACACAGCCGCCCUCUACUUCCACCUUCUCCUGGGCUCACUGGGCUCAAUUCACCUCCUGGCCACCGGUUUAUAAUUCACGCCUGUAUCCUUCCUCUGUGCACAGACCUUGGAAUUCCCUUCACCCAGUCGGCAGGGACGAUGGGGUGACAAAUCGGCCAGGAAUUACUGCUCAGACUGUCAAACCAACGGUUUUCCCGUCGGAAUCAGGCCCAGCCCAGACAUCACGGCCCUUUAUAAGCUCCUCAACCAGCAGAACCAGAGACUACUGGCUCUCGAGGUUCAGAAACAGACAUAAGCAAUCGCAGCUCGAUGUCCAUCGCCUUUCACAACUAGGGAAGAUCAUCACACCGAAACCUAGAGUCAGUUCCCCUACCCCAAAACCAUUCGAGGCUCCUGUUACUCCAAGAAGCCACAGUACGGCAGCCCCCACACCAUUUCCUUCACACACAAACAGGCCACACCAUACAGCCAGUGUUUUGUAUGGUAGCCGAUGGCACUACCACCACGGGGGCCCCAGAAUUUUGAGCACUGCGCUACCCUUCCCUCAGCUGAUGGGCAGUGGGGUGAAGCCGAGGAUAACUUCAGCUAAUGUCGUUAGCGUCUCAGCCCUGGCCGAGUCGGACGUGGUGCUGCCCUGUGAGUCCAAGGGGGACCCAAAGCCGAUGGUCUCCUGGACCAAAGUCUCCACCGGUGCCACCAUUCAAGAGGACACAAAGCACGGGCAAAGGUUUGAGGUUCUGAGGAACGGCACGUUUGUGAUCCAGAACGUCCAGCUGCAGGACAGAGGGCAGUACCUCUGUACAGCGCAGAACAAGUUUGGAUCGGACCGAAUGGUUGUCACGCUGGCGGUGCUGACUCAGCCUCCUAAAAUCACAGCCCCGGCUUCCAAAGAUGUAUCCGUAUACCUGGGAAGGCCUGUCAGUCUGGACUGUGUAGCAGGGGGGAGGCCCAAGGCUCAGAUUUCUUGGCUCCUUCCAGACCGAACAUUCGUGCGUGAAGAAUCUCCCUCAGAUGCUGCAGCCACUCUGCUCUUAGCCAAUGGCACGCUGAUGAUCCCGGCAGCCAACUUCUCCAGCAAAGGGGACUACAAGUGCAUCGCAAGCAAUGCGGCAGGGGCGGACACAGUGACCUAUCGCGUCCAUGUGGCUGCCUUGCCACCAGUUAUCAAAGAGGAGGCCUCGGAAAACAUCAAGAUGAAGGAAGGCUGGAACGUCUACAUGCACUGCACAGCUAAGGGGGAACCCCUACCUUUCCUCAAGUGGACUAUUCCAAGUGGGGAGCACAUCAAGCCAUCCCAAUUCCUUGAUGGCCGUCUCUUCGUCUUUCCCAACGGCACGCUGUAUGUGAGAAGCAGCUUGCCCACCGACUCCGGGAAGUACGAGUGUUAUGCCACCAAUGCGGUGGGUUCCUCCAAGAGAGCGGUACAGCUGGACAUCAGACAGGAGCCCUCCAGUCCCCGGCACAGUCCGUCCCAGCCGCACAGAGUAACAGCCAUGUACGGUUCUACAGUGUACUUACACUGCCCUGAGUCGAUGAGCAGCCAGCGCGGUGCCCUCUGGAGACUGCCCUCCAAAACACAGCUAGAUCAUCGCUACAGUCCUGAGAGACCGGUAACUGCCUUCCCCAACGGCACACUCAGGAUCCAGCAGCUGACAGACAGGGAUGCGGGUACCUACUACUGUAUAUUCCAGAGACCCAAUGGAGAGGAGAUGGAGCUCUUCCUGGUCGAGGUCCUCAUGAAGCCACCCAAGAUAGAACACUUAGGCACAGCUGCAAAGAAAGUUGUGUACGGGGCCAAUUUCCAAGUUGACUGUGUAGCCUCAGGCCUCCCGGAUCCGGAGGUGUCCUGGACUCUGCCUGAUGGCACCAUGAUAAGCAAUGCCCUCCAGUCAGAUGACAGUGGGACACGAUCUCGUCGCUACAUAAUUUUUGGGAAUGGUACACUCCUGCUGCAACAGAUGGGCAAGGGAGAUGAGGGUGACUACACAUGCUACGCUAAGAAUGAGCUUGGGGAGGAUGAAAUGAAGGUUAGCAUCAAGGUGGUCCAAGACUCUCCCAAGAUCUUGUCCAAGGACCAGGGGUCCCACUGGGGUCAGCUUGGCAAGCCAACCUAUCUGAAGUGUGAGGCUAGAGGUGACCCUCCUCCCACGAUUAUAUGGAUUUCACCAAGAAAUGACAUCAUUGGAUCUCUUUCCCCCAAGUACCAAAUCUUAGAUGAUGGCACCCUAGUAAUUAAGCAGGUAGGUUUAGAUGAUCGGGGAAAGUAUGCUUGCCUGGCCAGGAACUCAGCAGGAGAUGAUAUUAAAAAUGUGAGACUUGAGGUAGAGGCAAAGAAGCCUCACAUAAACGGCAAAGGGGGACAGACUAGCAUGAAUAUUUUGGCAGUGUCUUAUCAGACACAACUUCUGGAUUGCAAAGCAGAGGGAAUGCCAGAACCAGCCAUCAUCUGGACCACAUCUCGUGGGAUCUCAUUGCCAGCUCCUUAUCAAGGUGGUAGGUUCCAAGUACAUCAAAAUGGGAGCCUGGAGCUACGAGGCUUGAGAAAGACAGAUGAGGGUCGCUUUACAUGCCUAGCAAAAAACGAUAUGGGCGAGGCAUCCUUGCAGAUUGACCUUGAAGUGGCAUCUCUUGCUGAGAAGCCAAGCUUUGCAAUCCCAAAUAUUGAGGUUCUACCCCUUAAGGCUGAUGGAAAGGACAUUGUCCUGAAAUGUCUUGCCCGAGGCAAGCCAGUCCCAGAAUAUGUGUGGGUGCUACCCAAUGGCACAGUACUCAUCCCAGGCACUAGACUUCAACGUUUCCUUCACUACCAAGGCAACGGAACUUUGCGAAUACUGCAGUCGACGACAACUGACAAAGGAGUCUAUCGUUGUUUAGCCAAAAAUGUAGCAGGACAAGCAGAGAAGCGCUACUCCCUGGAACCAGGAAAGAAACCCCAGGUCCGGGGAACGUCUGGACCAGUAAAGAUUUCCUUCGGCCAGAAUCUAAACCUCCCUUGUGCUAUCGAUGCCUGGCCUCAGGCUACCAUAUCUUGGCAUCUACCCAGUGGCUUGAUGUUGAACAAACCUCAGGUCAUUGGUAGAGUGACUGUCUUAUCAAAUGGCACAUUCAUUCUCAGAGACAUCACCACAUUUGACCGAGGCACCUACACCUGCAAAGCCACUAAUAUGUUUGGCUCAUCUACCAUUUCCUACCCUGUGGCGGUGACGGUCUAUCCCCCCCGCAUCACAAGUGCACCCCCAUCCAUAAUGCGAGUGAACAGGGGAUCAUCCGUCAUACUCAACUGCAUCGCCGUUGGCACGCCCAAGCCUGACAUCUCCUGGACUCUGCCUGGUCGGACAACUCUUGUUCCCAGUAACCGUUUCGCAGCACAGGGCAGCAUCCAUAUGACGGUGGAAGGCAGCCUGGUGAUACAAAAGCCAGUGCUCAUGAACUCAGGGAUUUACAAAUGCAAUGCAAAGAACUCUCUGGGAACAGACUUCAAAGCUACAUACCUUCAAGUCAUAUGAGCAGUGGGCCUUAACUUACCUUUCAGCCAGAAAUCAUGAGCUGAAUUUCAUCCACUGGAACAGAAUCUUUAAGUCAAGUGUGCAUGGCAUCAGGUAUCCAGAGUUGGGUAAUUCAGGUCUAGAGAGUAAAAGUCCAGACCGGGAUUUUGUUUCAACCAACCUGUUGAGUACUAUGUGACUGUGACUCUUUAUGCUCAACUGUUUUGUUGAAACAAAAUCCCAGAUUGGACUUUUACUCUGUGGAUCUGAAUUACCCAACUCUGCAGGUAUCUAUCCCAAAUUGCUUUCUGUGCAUAUUCAAGAAACCUUACAAGCAAAGCUCAAGAAUAUUUCAUCCACUGUCAGCAGCAUUUCAUUAUUCAUAACAUUAUGAGAAAACCAGCUAAUCAAAAGUUCAGCAAGGACUAUCCUGAAAGUUUUUUUAUCCUCUUAUUUAUGAAAGUACCAAUUUGUAAAUAUUUAAUUAUGUUAUGCCAUUCCUUGUAUAAAAAUCUCAUUACAGUU